AUGAAAAUAAUAAUUCUUCUUGGACUCCUGAGAGUCAUAGCAUCAGCCCCACUCAUCCCACAGCACCUUGUGUCAGCAAGCAACAGCAAUGAGUUACUUCUGAAUCUUAAUAAUGCUCGGCUUUUGCCUCUACAGUUUCAGGGCCCAUUUAAUUCACUGACUGCUCCUUUCUCUGGGAUCCUGCAAGAGCAACAGCAGGUUCAAGUUCCUGGACUCUCCCAGUUCUCUUUAUCAAGUCUCGAUCCGUUUUCUGGACUGCUCCCAAAUCAGAUACCCAUUCCAGGACAUGCCAAUUUAGGCCAAGGACCUCAACAGAGCCAGUUCGACCCCUUACAGACUCAAGCACCACCGCAGAACCAUCAGGGACCUAACCAGGUGAUGCCUUAUGUAUUUUCCUUCAAAUUGCCGCAAGAACAUGCACAGAUGUUUCAAUAUUAUCCAGUGUUUGUGUACCUACCCUGGGAACAACCUCUACAAGCAGUCACGUCUACACAAUUACCUCAACAAGCAGGACCACAGCAGUUUGAAGUGCAGGUACCAUUUUAUACUCAAUUUGAAUAUAUUCCACAGCAAGUAGAACCUGUUACAACAGGAGGAAGACAGCAACAACUAGCUUUUGAUCCUUUCAUAGAUACAGCUCCUGAAACUUCUGCUAUGCCAGCAGGAAGAGUGAUAUCAUAUUUACAAAGAGAAAAGACAAACUCUAAGCAUGCCAGUGCAGGAAUUGUCAUGCCUUCAGCUUCACCAAAACCCAGCACAACCAAUUUUUUGGCUUCUGCUAUAGAUCAAACUAUUGCCCCAGAGUUCAUGGAACAAAAGGCCAAGACUAAUAGCUUAAGGGAACCAUGA
Chrysochloris asiatica (Cape golden mole) is the source of this 849-nucleotide messenger RNA. RefSeq names its product odontogenic, ameloblast asssociated (gene ODAM). The transcript is spliced from 10 exons. The coding region runs from base 1 to 849 and encodes 282 amino acids. NCBI's taxonomy places the organism in Eukaryota, Metazoa, Chordata, Mammalia, Afrosoricida, Chrysochloridae. The record is from RefSeq and is a predicted model, not a curated record.